CAUUUGCGGACAGAGCUCCGACAUGAGCGGACUGAAUUGUGAGAAUGCGCCUCGAGUUUUCUUGGCUGGCUGUCGCGCUUUGUGUGAUCCUGCAACAGGAUCUGUGCCAGGACUCGGUGCAGGCUGCCAGCAUCCUGGGCAUAUUUUCCUACCACUUCAGCUCCCAUAAUCUGGUUGUGCGUCCAUUGGCAAGGGCUCUAGUUAAACGGGGCCACAAUGUAACGUUGAUCACACCAGUUGGAAUGCCGUCCGAUAUCGAGGGAGUUCGCCAUAUCCGCGUUCCCAAGCUAAAUCAACGCGUCCAGGAAAUGAUCGAGUGCGACCAAAUGAUGGACUUCUUCGGCAGCAAAUGGAUAGCAGGCUGGUUGGCAGUGACAAUGCUCUACAAUAUGUCCUUAGAUAUACUGAGCGACGAAGGAGUCCAACGGAUGCUAAAGGACAAGAGUGAACGUUUUGACCUGGUUAUGCUGGAACCGUCUGCCCUGGAAGCGCUCUAUGGCAUAGUGGAGUUCUAUAAUGCCACCUUGAUGGGGUUUUCCGGUGGCAAUGUCAACUGGAGCACCGAAGAAGUCGCUGGAAACUUUGCGCCAAGCAUCAAUGAUCCGAUCUCCUCGCUGGGCUAUUCCCGAGGCAAUUCGCUCCUGAGCAAAAUUUACAACUGGGUCCAUAUCACAGAGGAAAAGUUGCUGACACACCUGAUCGUCCGACCAUCUCAACUGCACAUCUUCAAGAAGUUUUUUGGCUAUUCGGAGCAGACAUUUUACUACAUGCGGAAGAGGUAUUCGGUGAUCUUGGUCAACAACCAUUUCAGUAUGGGCAGGGUGCGAUCUAAUGUGCCGAACAUCAUAGAAGUCGGAGGACUGCAUCUCACCGAGCCACCUGAGCCGUGCGAUGCGAAACUGCAGAGAUUUAUGGACGACGCGGAGCACGGGGUUAUCUAUUUCUCGAUGGGACAGGAGAUAUUGGUGCAGUUUUUGCCUGAAGACAUGCAGCAAAACCUUAUGAAAUCUUUAGUCCAAUUCAAGCAGAGGGUCGUUUGGAAAACCGAACUUUAUAGCAUGCCAAACAAAGCGGACAACAUAUAUGUGAUUGAACAGCCUCCACAGCGCGCGGUUCUGGCCCAUCCCAAUACUCGACUUUUCAUCACAAACGGGGGUCUGCUAAGUGUAAUGGAGGCUGUUUACAGUGGAGUGCCGAUCCUGGGAUUACCAGUGUUCUUCGACCAGUUCAUUAAUCUGCGGAAUGUUAAUCUGCGUGGCAUGGCCGAGGUCUUGGACGCCAACGAGAUGAGUUUGGAAAUGUUGACCUCGACCAUUCGGGAGCUGCUGGAGAACCCUAAAUAUACUCUGAAAGCCAGGAAAAUGUCGCAGUCCUUCAGGGACCGACCCAUGAGUCCUUUGGACACAGCAGUUUGGUGGACGGAAUACGCCCUGCGCAAUGGCGAUGCCUCACAUAUGCGUCUUAAGACGGAGGAUGUUCCUCUUUACUACCAAUGGGAUUGGCUGAUCCUGUUAGCUGCUCGGUUUGGUAUUGUUUUCGGAUCUGUGAUCUAUUUGUUCUACAAGGUAUUCCAAAAAACUCGUGCAGGCCCAAGGCCCCUUCAAGAUAGAGAAGCUGCUUUUCAGCACCUCAUUUUGCUUGCUCCAAGAUGGCAAGCACAAUAAUCUUACCCCAAGUAUUGUUUUGUGUUACUGCUGUUACUACUACUCUGUUAACUACUUACCUGUUUAUUUAUGAGUUGAUCUUAAAAGUGUGCUUCGAAAAUCGCUUGUUUACGUCGACUUUGUAGCAUAAGUUCAG
Messenger RNA from Drosophila erecta, 1800 nucleotides. RefSeq names its product UDP-glucuronosyltransferase 2C1 (gene Ugt303B3). Gene Ontology annotation, molecular function: UDP-glycosyltransferase activity. The transcript is spliced from 2 exons. The record is from RefSeq and is a predicted model, not a curated record. The coding region runs from base 45 to 1664 and encodes 539 amino acids. Lineage: Eukaryota; Metazoa; Arthropoda; Insecta; Diptera; Drosophilidae.